Molecule: messenger RNA, 6869 nt
Organism: Hemicordylus capensis (graceful crag lizard)
Lineage: Eukaryota; Metazoa; Chordata; Lepidosauria; Squamata; Cordylidae
Gene: RSBN1
Product: round spermatid basic protein 1
Exons: 7
Coding region: 9-2105 (698 amino acids)
Cellular component (GO): endoplasmic reticulum; nucleus
Source: RefSeq, a predicted model, not a curated record
GGCAGCGCAUGCGCAGUGCUUGCUGGCGCUCGGGCCAUUUAAAUGUGUUUGAGGGAGACGGCGAAAUGGCUGCGCAGGUCGCUGCAGUGCGCGCCGUGUCCCGGGGCGCGGAAGAGACGUCCUCGCUCCCACUCGGUGACCGGCCUGGCCGACCGAGGGGAGGCGGGAGGAAGCGAAAGAGCCUGCCCGCGGAGUCCGGAGGGUGCAAGAGGGCCAAGCUGAGUCAACAACCGGUCGCCGUAGGGCCCGCUCAGGCGGAGCCGCUGCCGCCGGCCGCCGUUCCUGGCCUCUCUGCGGCGCCCACCGUAUCCUCCGCCACGGCCGGGCUGUUCACUUUCUCUCCUCUCAGCCUUUCCUCGUCCGCCCCGCGCUGCGAGCGGCGACAUCAUCACCGGCACCGGCACCGGCCGGACAGUGGUGACUCCGAGCCCAGCCGCCCCUCUGGGGAGAAACCGCACAAGGGCAGGCGGGGGAGCUCCGGCGACAGGGCUGUCGGGCGGCCCAGCAAGCGAGAAAACAGAGAUGAAAAUGGCAAGACCCAGAGAGCUGACAGUCUUAUUGUAAAGAAAAUAAAGAAAAAGAAGAAAAAGAAACACAGAGAAGAUAUGAGAGGGAGGCACCUGAAAAUGUACAACAAAGAAGUACAGACGGUGUGUGCUGGGCUUACCCGUAUCAACAAAGAGAUUUUGACUCCAGGGGAGAGUGAUAAUUUGGAAGAGAACAAGGAGUCUUUUAGGUAUCUAAAAGAUGAGCAGCUGUGCCAGUUGAAUUUGGGCAUGCAGGAAUAUAGGAUACCCCAGGGGGUGCAGUCUCCAUUUACUACCCACCAAGAGCAUUCUGUUCGCAGCAGCUUCUUAAAAACAGGCACUAAAUUUAGUAACUUUAUUCAUGAAGAGCAUCAGUCAAAUGGAGGAGCUCUGGUUCUUCAUGCCUAUAUGGAUGAACUCUCAUUUUUGUCUCCAGUGGAGAUGGAGAGAUUUGCAGAAGAGUUUCUUGCUUUGACAUUCAGUGAAAAUGAGAGAAAUGCAGCCUAUUAUGCUCUAGCUAUAGUUCAUGGGGCAGCUGCCUACUUGCCAGACUUCUUGGACUACUUUGCUUUUAACUUUCCUAACACUCCAGUAAAAAUGGAAAUCCUUGGCAAGAAAGAUAUUGAAACAACCACCAUUUCAAACUUUCACUCUCAGGUCAAUCGAACAUACUGCUGUGGAACAUACAGAGCGGGUCCGAUGAGGCAGAUUAGUCUUGUUGGAGCAGUGGAUGAAGAAGUUGGAGACUAUUUCCCAGAAUUUCUUGAUAUGUUGGAAGAAUCUCCAUUUCUUAGAAUGACUCUGCCUUGGGGUACUCUUUCAAGUCUCAGACUUCAGUGCAGGUCACAAAGUGACGAUGGCCCCAUAAUGUGGGUAAGACCAGGAGAACAGAUGAUCCCAACAGCCGAUAUGCCAAAGUCACCAUUUAAACGGCGCAGAUCAAUGAAUGAAAUAAAAAACCUCCAGUAUCUACCUCGGACCAGUGAACCCCGCGAAGUUCUCUUUGAAGACAGAACAAGAGCACAUGCUGAUCACGUUGGGCAAGGGUUUGACUGGCAGAGUACAGCUGCUGUUGGAGUGCUAAAAGCUGUACAGUUUGGUGAAUGGAGUGACCAGCCUCGUAUAACCAAAGAUGUAGUUUGUUUUCAUGCUGAGGAUUUCACGGAUGUAGUUCAAAGACUUCAGCUGGACCUACAUGAACCUCCAGUGUCACAGUGUGUUCAAUGGGUGGAUGAAGCUAAGCUAAACCAAAUGAGACGAGAAGGUAUUCGCUAUGCUAGAAUCCAGCUAUGUGACAAUGACAUCUAUUUCAUCCCUAGAAAUGUCAUUCAUCAGUUCAAGACAGUGUCGGCUGUCUGCAGCUUAGCCUGGCACAUAAGACUCAAACAAUACCAUCCUGCAGGGGAGAAUUCUCAAAGUGCAGAAAGCAUUUCAAACAUGGACAGUAGGAUCUGUGACAAGACGGAAUUGGCAGGUGAAGAUCAGUGUGUGGAGGUGAAAAAGGAGUCUGAAGAAGUAGAAACAGACAUACAGAUUGAAACAGUGGAAUCUCCAUCAUUGUGUCCCUCUCUCUUGUGACUUGUCUUGCAACAAGAUCAACUGGCUCAGCCCCUUCCAGUUUUUAAAUUAUAAUCAGAUCAGCAACACAAUCCACAGGAUGAUCUUAUAUGCUCUCUUGUGUGAUAUGUACAUAAUCAUAUACAUUUUUAAACAGCUUUUUAAAAUUUUGAUGUGAAGUUAUAGUUUUAUAACUAGGUUAUGUUUUAUUGGAGAAAUCUUGCCUAUAAUUCUAUAAAGAAAGGUGACAUUCCAAAAUGUCAAGCAUAUCUUUUUUACACAGAUUAUGCAAAGCUAGAGUUGUAUUUUACUCUUAGUACAGCAUGUAGUAGUGGACUACAACUUUUGUUUUUAAGGAAUGAGGUAAUUUAACAUCUCAAUAUUUUUUUCUUCAGGAUCUUCAAGUAUUUAACACUUGGUAAAUCUGAUAUCCCUCCAUCUAUCUUUAACUUUCAGCAUAAGGGAUGGUUUCUGUAGAGGACUCAAAGUGACUCUCCCAUCUGAUUUAUGGCUUGAAUGAAAGAAAGCACAGCACUUUUAAUGAAAUCCAAUGACAUUUGUGUGUGAGAGACUUUUGAAAGCCUGGAGGAAGCUCAAGUUACCAGCAGUGUAGAUUUAUCCUUAAUUGCUUGUCAACACAUUCACAAACAGAAAUGAUGUGUAUGACAUUAGUUGCAGAGUGUGUGUUCUUGUUGAAAUGUAAUAGCUGACAUAACACUUCCCAUACCUCUGCUUUUAAUGUUUGUGGUAUUGCUUUUUAAUAUCUUCCCUGACUGCAUAAUGUAACACUAGUGUCUAAUUGAAAGUAACCGUUGGCAGUGUCUGAGGAAACUGCUAUCUUUGAGCACUUUAAGGCUUUACAAUAUUCUAACCAAUUUGAUGGCUUGUUCAGUUCAUAGCAAGCAUCUGAGAUGGAAACCAUCACUCCCUUGCAUUGAUGCACUUAAUUCAGUAGGGUAGGCUUAACAAUAUAUAUUGGUUGCCUUUUUCUCCAAUUCUAUAUUGUGGUUUCAUUAUAAAUUAUCACAUAUGGACUGCUGUUCCACAGGUAUCUUUUGAGUAUGCUAAUGCUGUGUUGGAAAGUUAUAUGGCACAUGCUAGUAUUUUGAGUGUCAUUAGCCAACAUUGAUUAGCAGGCAUACAAUAUUCCCCAGUGUUAACUAUGGUCAAAUUUCACUCAUUGUUUGUAAACUGACCUACAUUUAUUUCUAGUACUAGAAGGAAAAGGCCUCUCACAGGAUGUGAACUUUAUUAAGGUGUAAUCAAAGUUGUUCCUAAGCAGCUUGGUUCUUGUCUUUGGAGGGGUGGGAGACAGAUUUGGAAUACUACACCACUGGAAACAACGAAAGCAGCUGUGUUUGAUUUCAGAUGCAUCUUUGAUAUCGAUCUUUUGAAUAACUUGCAAAUAUUACUCUGUUUAUAAUAGCAAUUACUUUGUGCAAUAUUGUUUUGUGUAGGUCUAUAUGCAUAUUAGCACCUCGGCAUAGAGGACACAGUUUUAAACCAAUAGCAAAAUAAUCAGAAAAUAUUGCAGUGGUUAGAUAGAAGCGGUAUUACUCCUGAUAUAUACACGUAUAUGUAUGUAUUGUCUUUAGUGCAAAUCUGAAGACAAGUAGAAAUUAUUUCAAUUUAAAACUAACUUUCAGAUUGGAGUGGUGAUGACUUGUUAAAGUAAUCUGUAAAUAAGGUGUUAGGAUGAAAAUCUUUUUACAAAAGGUUAUGUGUUUUUUUGCAGGAGUGUAAUUUUUAAUCUAAACAAAUUCUAGAUUGACCAAUACUGGUUCAGAAAAUAACCCCUGUGUACUUUUCCACUUUUUUUACUCUUGUCCAGAAGAAUUUUUCAUAAGCUUUAAUGGGCUGUACAAAGUAAAAUUCUUCACAGGCAAUAUGAGUUUCAGUGCAUCAUUUAUAUUUAUGAUGGCUAAUACCUUUAUUUUUGCAUUUACUUCUUCCAUUCAUUUUACUAGUCUUCCAAGCAUCUAUUUCCCUUCACCCAUGUAUUAGAAAUGGCCAUGUCAGCAAAGAUGACUUCAGCUUUUUCUCUUGGACAACCCAGCAAGCAUGGGUAACUGUCAUCUGCAAGCCAGCACUGUGUAUAAUCACUCAGGAAUUGGUAAAAUCUAAAAGGACUUUUACGGUUGAAGGCAAAAUGCUUCAUCACUUGUCUUUGUCUAGAACUACAACAAAGUAAACUAAUUAUUCAAUCUAAUGAAAAUGUUGUGCACCCAUAUUCUUUGAUAGUUCUUUAGAACAUGUCGUAGAACUAAGAGGGAAACAAUAGCAACUUUUCUGUACACACUUUACAGUAGCAAGCAUUGUAUUGGAUGCAUAAAAUAGAGCAGCAGUUUGCUUUAAAGUCAAAAUAUAGCCUACUAAAGCAGUAAGAAGUAAUCAUGAUUAUCUGCCCAAACUACCAAGACAAAAAAAAUGUAGGUAGAUACAGAAUGUGGUGGCCCAUGCUCUUCUAGAUCAAGAACUUGGUGUAAAGAUGAUAAUUUGUAUGCAUAAAUGCAUUUAUGCAGCAUUCUUCCUGAACUGAUAUUGCAAAAAUUUAAAGAGAUUUAAAACUCUCUCUUGUUCACUUAUCUUUUAGUUCACAUAUUUUUAUCUUAUAGAAAAACUUCUGCAACAUUGUAAAAUGGUUUAAAAGUAUGAAUUGCCAUUACUUCUAAACACCAGGGCCAUGUACUGAAGAGCUCCAUGCAUGCACUUGAAGCACUUCUGUGCACAUGUUGGGACUGCAUUAAUUCCCCCCUUUCAUCUACAGCCCUUUGCACAGUGUCAGAUUGUACUCCAGAGAAUCCCUGACAAUUCGGGAGUGGCUUUUGUGGGGUCAUAAAGGGCUGCAGUGGGGAGGUGAAAAGCCCCAGAGCAUGCAUGGUCCUCUGGAUCUUGCCCCAGGCCUCUUUUACUUGGAAAAGCAGCCUAAAGAACUAAUGUAGCAAACUAGAAUGGUUUUUGGUAAGGAAGGUUAACACUAUUACAAAUAUUUGAGUAAAUAGUAAUGAAGAUAAAUGGUUUAAAUUUCCCAGAGUGACCUGGGCAGGGGGGAAUCUAUAAUUCUUGGAGAAGUAGAUACUUUCUUCGAAAAUAUCUCAGGAAGAUGUUGAAGUAAUGAUUUGUAUUGAUGUGAAGAUUUCAGAAAUCUUUUGCCAACUUUAUUGAUACUUUAAUGCCUAGAUGUUUUGCAAACAGAAUUCAGUCAAAAUGAAUAGGAAAUCUUAUUUUAUAAAUUGUAAAGUAUACGGAUAUAGUUACAAAAAAUGAUGAAAUGAAAAAUGAUUAAAAGGCAGAAUGAUUUGUAGAUUUAUUUUAAUAUAGGUAUGUUGUCCAGCUGGAGAGGCAGUUCCUUUUUUCCUUCUGAUCUCCAGAAUUUUUGAACAGAGCUAUAUUUCUUUAUACUGUUAUGUUUGAACUCUUUAAAAAAAUGCUAAAGAGUAGCAGUUCAAGAAAUAUAGUUCUUGUCUAACCUUUUUGGCUCCAACUUAGAAAAUGGGGGUGGGAUGGAAAAGAGAAGCAACUCCUAAAAAAAAUAUUAAUCAAACAUUCACUUGUUCUUUUAUUAAGGAGAAAAGUGUUAGUUUGCUCAGUUUAGUGGCUGUAUUAGACCACUCAUUUAUUUCACAAAUCAGCAAAAUUAAAAUUAAGAAUUGUAAGUGAACUAGGUAUUUCACACUUCCCUCAUAUUUCUAAAUAUAAGUACCCAUUCUGUAGAUAACUGAUAUGAAGGCAGAAUGGAAGACUGUGAUAUUUAAUGGACACUUAUGUAUGUUGUGCAUUCUUCCCACCCACCCCCAUACAUGCAGUAAGGGCUCCUGUUAGCAGUUUUCCUACAUGUGAGGACCUAUCAAAAGGCAGGAAAGUUCUUCAUUUAUUGUCAAAAGCUCCAGGGUGGAUGUGAUUUUAAAUCCUUUGUGUUUCUCAUGCUGUCAUUCAUAUGCUUGAAUUUGAGUGUGAAGCUCUCUUCACUUAGGGCACAAUCCAGUCAAAGUUAAGCACCUUUUAGUCCUGUUGCUUUAAAUGAGAGAGAAAUGGGUGUUUAACUCUUCCACUGAAAGUGAUAUAAUAUUAAAUGUGUUUAUAAGUGGGAUUGCACUCAUUUCCUUAUAAAUGCCCAAUAUUUAUAGCCAUAUUAGUAGUGUUUGAAGACUGCUGUGAGUGAGGAUGUUUGUCUUUUCAGCUCCUGAAAGGUUUGUACUGUUGUAGACUGAUUUUAUGUUGGUCCUGGUCCAGUAGACAACUUUUCAAUAAUGUUAUGGCCUUCCAUUAAUAUACAUAAUAGUUUUAGGACCCAACAGCACAUGUAGUCGAGAAGGGGCUUCUCUUAAUAUAGCACUUUCAAUUCUGUCUAAGCAAAUACUUAUACUUUACAUGUUGUAUAAAAUAGAUUUGUGUAGUGUUUUGUGAUUCAAUUCAGUUUUGAUUGGCAGCUAAAAUAUUUUUUCUGUGGUUUUAAUAUAUCUAAGGUCUUUGCAUAUAGAGGAUAUGUACAAUUGCCUGGAAGACUGUUUUUUGCUUCGUGUGGCCUUAGUAUAUUUAUUAACAUUUAGCAAGUGUUUUAAAAGAGGUUUUUAUAAUAGUGUAAACUGAUGGGAAAAUUUCAAGCCUCUCUGUGAAUAAUCUUUUAACGCAGUGCAUUUCAUUUAGUAGCUGACUGUACAAGCGUAUCAAAUUAUUAAAGCUAUUUCUUUGUUUUAAAAAAAGUACAAUGGAAUGCAUAGGUCCCCCCACCCCCUGUAAAGUAUUUUUUUAAUAAACAGAAGUCUGAUCUGUCCUUAAUGCAAA